GGGAUCGAUCUAGUUACUAUCUAGUUAUUACUAUUACUUGGAGCCAUCUUGAUGCCUCACCUUGCCUUAUCACACGCAUAAGGACCAAGUGAGCAUUCAGACUCGCACCAUGGGCGAUUCACAACAACACCAGACGGGGGAGGACCGGAUCAGCCCGCCCUAUGCUCUUUUGUUGCUGCCACCUCCACCCUCGUUGGCAUUCUCCGACUUGAAAGCGGCGUAUGGGUCCACGCUCUCCAAAGUACUCUUGAGGUUGGCAAAAGCUCUCAACGGUGCCAAUCGCAUUGCAAUCCUAGAUGUGGGAGUGACAGUCCCUGGUGCAAUCCCUCCGACAUUUCAACCCAGAGCGAAACUCUUCGCCAAUCUCCAAUAUAUUCUGGCGACUCUGUACACGCUCAUUGGCGCCAUCUGUGCCGCAGAGAAGAUCGAGCUCGAUGGCCCUGGUGGAAUCGAUGUACGAAUCUUUUUUGUCGAUAAUGAUCCAAAGUCACAGUCAUCUCCCCCAGACAGUUCUUCUGGAUCUUCAGUCCUGGGACCAAUUAUUGAUCUGCAGGCUCUGGUGACAUGCGGUCGCGCGUGGGAUGCCAUCUACACACUUAACAGCAAACAAAGUCAAGAUCUGACAGUCCUAUACGGCAAUACGCCUACUUCAGGCCACGGUCGUAGUCAAUUGCCUCCCAUUUCCCCGGUUUCAGACAGCGAGGCAUCGUUAACGCGGAGUGAGGUCCCCAUAGCUGCAGAUACCACUCACUCAGGUCCUCACUACUCAGUAGCUGUUGGAGGCACUUUUGAUCACCUCCAUAUCGGUCAUAAACUCCUGCUCACAGCGACCGCUCUGGCGAUCGAUCCCGUCCCAGAGGGUCAACGCACAGAAAGGCUGAUGACGAUUGGAGUCACAGGCGACGAGUUGCUGGUGAACAAGAAAUACGCAGAGUUUCUGGAAAGCUGGGAUGAGCGAUCGCGAAGUUGCGCAGCCUUUCUAACUGCGAUCAUCGAUUUCUCCCCGCCCGAGAAGUCUGCGCCCCAGGUGGAACAGGCGUCGAAUCCAGAACCCAAUGGGCGGUACACCUUAACCAAAGUGAGCCCUGAUCUGUCUCUUAAAUUAGUACAGAUCUCAGAUCCAUUUGGCCCGACCAUUACAGACAAGGAAAUUACAGCUCUAGUAGUCUCCAAAGAGACACGCUCUGGAGGCAAAGCAGUCAACGAGGAACGAGCCAAGAAAGGAUGGUCCGCUUUAGAGAUAUUUGAAGUCGAUGUCUUGCAAACAGGGGAAAUGGCAGAAAUGGGGACCUCUACUGUUGAAAGCUUCGAGUCCAAGGUCAGCAGCACAGACAUCAGACGACGUCGGAUGGACAUGGCAAAGGGAAAUCUGUAAUCGACAUUCCAGUGAUUCCAGGAUGGAUUAUCAUUCCCUUUGAUGACAAUUCAUGUCUCAUUAUAUUGAACAUUGGUUGACCUGGAAUGUUGUCCUCUUGUGAUACCAUAUAUCAGAACGAAACGAAGCAUAUUGUCAUGCAUUAUAUUCGGAUCCAUUUGUCACAUUAUCCGCUACUUCCCCGAGGCACCAACAGUUACGGUCCUGUCGCUAACAAGUCUAGAGAAGUAGUUACUGUUCCAGGCCUGGCGUUAGAAUCGAGGUCAAGCAGUCUUAGGCUGACUAGAUGGAAUGACCUCGCUACUUAAAGAAGGCGGUCUUGGCGCAUCCUCCCUCUGGAUCAAUUUA
This is a messenger RNA of Paecilomyces variotii, 1723 nucleotides long. Its product is annotated as pantetheine-phosphate adenylyltransferase family protein. The transcript has a single exon. The coding region runs from base 110 to 1375 and encodes 421 amino acids. Gene Ontology annotation, molecular function: dephospho-CoA kinase activity. Lineage: Eukaryota; Fungi; Ascomycota; Eurotiomycetes; Eurotiales; Thermoascaceae. The record is from RefSeq and is a predicted model, not a curated record. Gene Ontology annotation, biological process: coenzyme A biosynthetic process.